GUGGUUUGGGACAGGGAAGUAGGCUAGGGGCCGCCGCCUCUGGGCUCCCAGUGGAAGGCAGAAAUGAGAAAGGAGUUUAGGGUGUGAUAAAUACCCACAGAGGUCAGAUGUAGCUAUGGAUGCAGGCGAUAAAAAGUUUAAAGCAAUCAGCUGUGCGGCCUCUGCAGCGCUCCUUUCGCCCUCCCUAAUCUUCACCUCGUGUCUCCCCUAGUCCCUGUCUCCUGGCUGGGUCCUGCUGCCCCAGGGAAAGAAGACAUGCCUUCUCCCAUCCUGGCUAACACGGUGAAACCCCGUCUCUACUAAAAAUACAAAAAAUUAGCCGGGCGUGGUGGCGGGCGCCUGUAGUCCCAGCUACUCGGGAGGCUGAGGUAGGAGAAUGGCGUGAACCCAGGAGACGGAGCUUGCAGUGAGCCAAGAUCGCGCCACCGCACUCCAGCCUGGGCAAAAGAGCGAGACUCCGUCUCAGAAGAAAAAAAAAAAAAGACAUGCCUUCUCGGUGAAUGUUGCUUUGCUUCCUGAGGGCAUGGCUACCCGGGGCUCCUGGCUUUUCUUCCAAAAACAAAACCUUUCUUCCAUUUUUUCUUUUUCUUUUCUUUUCUUUUUUUUUUUUUUUUUGAGACAGAGUUUCACUCUUGUCGCCCAGGCUGGAAUGCAAUGGCCCAAUCUCGGCUCACUGCAACCUCCGCCUCCCGGGUUCCAGCGAUUCUCCUGCCUCAGCCUCCUGAGUAGCUGGAAUUACAGGUGCCCCCCACCGCACUCGGGUAAUUAAAGAGAUGGGGUUUUGCCAUGUUGGCCAGGCUGGUCUCGAACUCCUGACCUCAGAGGAUCCGCCCGCCUCGGCCUCCCAAAGUGCUGGUAUUACAGGUGUGAGCCACUGUGUCCAGCCACCGGUUUUUUUUCCAUUUUUUGAGACAGGGUCUUGCUCUGUUGCCCAGGCUGGAGUGCAGUGGCAUGAUCACAGCUCACUGCAGCCUCAACCUCCAAGGCUCAAGCAAUCCUCACACCUCAGCCUCCUGAGUGGCUGGGACUACAGGUAUGCACUACUACGUCGGGCUAAUUUUUAAAAAAAAUUUUGUAGUGACGCAGGUCUCUCUAUAUUGCCCGGGGUGGUCUUGAGCUCCUGGGCUCAAGCGAUCCUCUGGCCUUGGCCUCCCAAAGUGUUGGGCUUACAGACAUGAGCCACCAUGCCUGGCCUAGAGAGUUUCUUUCUUGUUGGGGUUGUUCACCGGUGGGAGGUGCACCACUGUGCCGUGCUGACUAUAUUCAUAGAGUUAUGUAACCAUCACUCUCAUCUAAUUUCAGAACAAAAGGAAACCCAUACCCUCUCACAGUCAGUCCUUCAUUCUCCCCUCCCCCCAUCCUGUGGCCACCGCUAAUUUACUUUCUGUUUCUAUGGAUUUGCCUGUGAUCACAACCAGAGGAUUUCUGUGACAUGCUAAGUUACCUAACCAUGGUGUGGAAGGAGAGAGAAAUGGAGUGAAGUCGGGGACCCACCAGGGAACACGUGGCUUGAGGGCGGGGGGAGCGUGAAGGUAAAGGCUUGUUUGGGGGCUCAAGGCAGUCUGAGCCUUGUUCGCAGGCAGCCAGUGUCCACCAGGUGUGUGCAGAUGGGACAGCUUGGCCUACAGCCCGGCAGGCAUCAGCUCCCUUGACCCAGUGGAUAUCGGUGCCCAGGGAGGAGGACCCGCCUGCAGCAUGAACCUGUGGCUCCUGGCCUGCCUGGUGGCCGGCUUCCUGGGAGCCUGGGCCCCCGCUGUCCACACCCAAGGUGUCUUUGAGGACUGCUGCCUGGCCUACCACUACCCCAUUGGGUGGGCUGUGCUCCGGCGCGCCUGGACUUACCGGAUCCAGGAGGUGAGCGGGAGCUGCAAUCUGCCUGCUGCGAUAUUCUACCUCCCCAAGAGACACAGGAAGGUGUGUGGGAACCCCAAAAGCAGGGAGGUGCAGAAAGCCAUGAAGCUCCUGGAUGCUCGAAAUAAGGUUUUUGCAAAGCUCCGCCACAACACGCAGACCUUCCAAGCAGGCCCUCAUGCUGUAAAGAAGUUGAGUUCUGGAAGCUCCAAGUUAUCAUCGUCCAAGUUUAGCAAUCCCAUCAGCAGCAGCAAGAGGAAUGUCUCCCUCCUGAUAUCAGCUAAUUCAGGACUGUGAGCCGGCUCAUUUCUGGGCUCCAUCGGCACAGAAGGGGCCGGAUCUUUCUCCGAUAAAACCGUCGCCCUACAGACCCAGCUGUCCCCACGCCUCUGUCUUUUGGGUCAAGUCUUAAUCCCUGCACCUGAGUUGGUCCUCCCUCUGCACCCCCACCACCUCCUGCCCGUCUGGCAACUGGAAAGAGGGAGUUGGCCUGAUUUUAAGCCUUUUGCUGCUCCAGGGACCAGCAGCAAUCCUGGGCAGCCAGUGGCUCUUGUAGAGAAGACUUAGGAUACCUUCUCACUUUCUGUUUCUUGCCGUCCACCCCGGGCCAUGCCAGUGUGUCCCUCUGGGUCCCUCCAAAACUCUGGUCAGUUCAAGGAUGCCCCUCCCAGGCUAUGCUUUUCUAUAACUUUUAAAUAAACCUUGGGGGGUGAUGGAGUCAUUCCUGCCUGUUA
This is a messenger RNA of Pan troglodytes (chimpanzee), 2585 nucleotides long. It is a transcript of the gene CCL25, whose product is annotated as C-C motif chemokine ligand 25. Gene Ontology annotation, molecular function: chemokine activity; CCR chemokine receptor binding. Lineage: Eukaryota; Metazoa; Chordata; Mammalia; Primates; Hominidae. Bases 1696 to 2148 code for a protein of 150 amino acids. The transcript is spliced from 7 exons. Gene Ontology annotation, biological process: eosinophil chemotaxis; positive regulation of cell migration; antimicrobial humoral immune response mediated by antimicrobial peptide. The record is from RefSeq and is a predicted model, not a curated record. Gene Ontology annotation, cellular component: extracellular region.